Messenger RNA from Caenorhabditis angaria, 3073 nucleotides. The record is from the annotation of a GenBank genome assembly. NCBI's taxonomy places the organism in Eukaryota, Metazoa, Nematoda, Chromadorea, Rhabditida, Rhabditidae.
AUGGAGGAAAUUAAAGCGUUGACCGAGGGAAAAAUCAUUGCAAAACGCUGGAAAAUUGUGGAGAAGUUGGGCGAAGGUGGAAUGGGUGCGGUGUUCAAGGUGCGCGAUUUGACGCGUUUCAAUAUGCACGCGGCGAUGAAAGUGGAAUCAGAUUUGACGGAUGGAGGGGUUUUGAAGUUGGAGGUGCAUGUUUUGAAGCAGUUGAGUGAUAGUAAGAAUUGUGCGAGGCUUUUGGAUUCGGGGGAAAGAGGGAAUUAUUGGUGAGUGCGGGGGGGCUGGGUUUUCAUGCCAGGCGAAAUCGCUGCGAGACCUGCCUCAACAAAAAUGUGUGCGCCUUUAAUUUCAAAAUCUUGUGCGAUAGAGCGCGCUUUCUCUCCUCUUUCAAAAAAUUUCUCGCCGAAAAAUGUGGCAGCCGUAAAAAAUAAAGACCAGUGCAGAGUUGAGUCGCGUGCGGCUAUGCGUCGCGGUCGGAAAACAAUCAAUAAUUCAUAUUAUCGAAAAUCUCAUCGGUACCACGCGCUCCACCGAAAUAAACACGCAACGCAGACCGCGCCGCGCCACACCACACACAAAAACGGGAGGGAAUUUGAAUCGUUCUCUUAUUUGUGUGUGUUGUGGCGCGGCGCGGUCUGCGUUGCGUGUUUAUUUCGGUGGAGCGAGUGGUACCGAUGAGAUUUUCGAUAAUAUUUCCCAUUGUUUCCCGACUGCGACGCACAGCCGCACGCGCCACAUUUUUCAGCUUCGACAAUAAAGAAAAUCGCACUGUGUGUGUAAACACCGUGACGCAAAAAUGCACAAAUUUCUUUUUGUUACAGUUUCAUGGUGAUGACACUCCUUGGAAAAGAUUUAAUGGCUCACAAAAGAACCGCCAACAUUCCCAAACUCUCCGAACAAACGACACUCCGCCUUGGCAUGGCUACACUGUUCGCAAUCAAACAAAUCCACGAAGUGGGUUUUACUCAUCGAGACAUCAAACCGGGAAAUUGUGUGACUGGAACAUUGGGAGCCGAUACGAAGAAUGUUUAUUUGAUUGAUUAUGGAAUGGUGCGACAAUUCACGGCGACAAAAGACGAUGGAGAAAUUGCGAUGAGAAGAGCGAGAAAAGGCGAUCAAUUAUUUCGAGGAACACCAAGAUAUUGUAGUUUGAAUGUGCAUGCGAGAAAAGAGCAGGGACGUGUUGAUGAUUUGUGGAGUUGGUUGUAUAUGUUGGUCGAAUUGCAUUGUGGUUUACCGUGGCGUCGUUUGACAGAUGAGAAGGAGAUUUAUAAAUUCAAACAGACUUGUGCACCGGAUGUUUUGUUUAAGGGAUGUCCCAAAGAGUUUUUGAAUAUUUAUAAGUAUUUGAAUUUGUUGGAAUAUAAGAGUCGUCCCGAUUAUUUUGGACUUUGGAGUGAGGUGAGAUUUUGGAGGCUUCUGAGGGCUUCUGAGGCUUCCAUAGGUUUCUAGAGGCUUCUGAGGGCUUCUGAAGGCUUCUGGAAGCUUCUGAGGGCUUCUAGAGGCUUCUGAAGCCCUCUGGAUUUUUGUAGCUUUUUUUAAGCUUCUGGGAGAUUCUGAGGGCUUCUGGAGGCUUUUGAAGGCUUCUGGAUGAUUUUUAGCGCUUUUGAGGGCUUCUGGAGGCUUCUAAAGUCUUCUGAGGGGUUCUGCAGGUUUCUGGAGAGUUCUGAAGUCUUCUGAGGGCUUCUUGAAGCUUCUGAAGGCUUCUGGAGGAUUCCGAAGGUUUCUGAAGGAUUUUGAGGGCUUCUGGAGGAAUCCAGAGAUUUCUAAGGGAUUCUGAGGGCUUCUGGAGGCUUCUGAGGGCUUCUGGAUGAUUUUGAGCGCUUCUGGAGGAUUCUGAGGGUUUAUGAGGGCUUCUCGAGGAUUCUGGAGAAUUCUGGAGGCUUCUGGAGGAUUUUGGGGGUUUCUAAAGUCUUAUGAGGGUUUCUGAAGCCUUCUGAGGGCUUUUAACAGCUUGUGAAGGCUUCUGGAGGAUUCUGAAGGGUUCUGAGGGAUUCUGGAGGAUUCUGAAAGCUUAUGAGAGCUUCUGAAGGUUUCUGGGGGCUUUGGAGAGCUUUUGAGGGCUUCUGGAGGAUUCUGGAAGAUUCUGAAGUCUUCUGAGGGCUCCUAAAGUCUUCUGGAGACUUCUGGAUGCUUCUGAGAGCAUCUGAAGUCUAAUGAGGGCUUCUGAACGCUUCUGGAGGCUUCUGGAGGAUUUUGAGGGCGUCUGGAGAAUUCCGAAGGUUACUGGAGGAUUCUGAGAGCUUCUGGUGCCUUGAGGAGACUUCUGAGGGCUUCUGGAAGAAUCUGGAGGCUUCUGAUUGAUUCUGAAGGUUUCUGAGGGCUUCUGGAGGAUUCUGAAGUCUUCUAUGGGCUUCAGGAACCUUCUGAAGGUUUCUGAAGAGCGCUUAUGGAGGUUUCUGAAAUCUUAUCAGGGUUUCUGGAGGAUUCUAGAGGCUUCUGGAGGCUUCUGGAGGCUUCUGGAGGCAUUUCGAAGCAUCAGAGAACUCUGGGAGGCUUCUGGACGAUUCUGAGAGCUUCUGGAGGCUUCUUUGAGCUUCUGGAGGCUUCCGAAGGUUACUGGAGGAUUCUGAGAGCUUCUGGAGGCUUCUGAGGGCUUCUAGAGGCUUCUGAAGGCUUCUGUAGGCUACUUUAAGCUUCUGGAGAAUUCUGAGGGCUUCCUAGGACUUCUGGAGGCUUCUGAGGGCUUCUGGAGGAUUCUGAAGUCUUCUAUGGGCUUCAGUAACCUUCUGAAGGUUUCUGAAGGAUUCAGGAGGAUUCUGAGCGCUUAUGGAGGCUUCUGGGGGAUUCUGGAGAAUUCUGAACGCCAAAAAUUGAUUUUUCGGAAAACCUUAUCAAAAAUCCCAAUUUUUUGCAGUGUUUCGCCGGCUUCAAACGUGUCAAAGGCUCAUUUUUCGGUCGCUUCGAAUGGGAGCUCGAAAAUCCCGGAAAACAACUCGAAGAAAUCAACACGGCACUAUCUGUCAGCUCAAAAAGAGAGGCGAACAACUUCAAGCCGACGACUCGAAUUCAAAUGGCGAAAAAGAUUUGGCCGUAUGCUGAUUCGGCGAGUUUCAAGAAGAAAGAUUUGAACUUUUGA